This is a messenger RNA of Exophiala dermatitidis NIH/UT8656, 992 nucleotides long. RefSeq lists its product as uncharacterized. The record is from RefSeq and is a predicted model, not a curated record. NCBI's taxonomy places the organism in Eukaryota, Fungi, Ascomycota, Eurotiomycetes, Chaetothyriales, Herpotrichiellaceae. The transcript is spliced from 2 exons. Bases 119 to 670 code for a protein of 183 amino acids.
UGUUCAAUUUAUCCGUGGGCGGAGGAAUUCCAGAGUCCCAUCGUCGAGUUUUGAUCCGAAGAGUGAACGUGCCGGAGACCGAUGCCGGUGCCACGAUACAUUUCAAGGUCGACACUUGAUGGGCAGCAUUUUCGGUCCCGCAUAUAGCAGUCGGCUGCUCUUCAUUGCAUAUCACCGUCGCAUAGGCUGCAUUCCCCGGUUUCAGAAAGAACCUGACCAUCAAAGAGCAAUGGCAUCAAUUCUCGAAAAGCAUGGCCUCAAAUUCGUGAAUCCGGCAGACGGUCAGGAGGUCGCCGACCAACUCCAUUUCAGCCACGCGGUGAUCCUGCCCCCCAACGCACGAACCGUGAUCAUAUCAGGACAAGUGGGCAUUUUGCCAGAUGGGAGUGUGCCGCAGUCUCUCGAGGAUGAAUACGACGAAGCGUUCACGCACGUCGAGAACGUAUUGCGCGCCAUUGGUUUUGGAGAGGAUGCAUUGGAAUACGUUUUCGAUGCAACGUUUUUCCUCAAGGGUGGCAUGGAUCCAAGCCUGUUGGUCGAGGUAGCGAGGAGGAGGUUCAAAAGCACCAGGCCAGCCACUGUGGGGGUUGAGAUUGCCCAGUUGCUCCAUCCCGAUCUGCAUCUCGAGAUCAAGGUGGUCGCCUAUAUGCCUGACUCGGUGGCAGCGUAGCUCGAGCAAAGCAAGCUUUGAGCCGAGGAUGCUGUCACACGGCGAUUUCUUCGGCCGGGAUCGUGCAGCGCAGGAGAGGGAAAGGAGAUUGGUCUCGUGUCUCCACCAUCAAGAAACGGAGUAGUGUCCAUCUCGCUGCAGAGGUCCAGCCCCGUCUGGAUUUGGCCGAUAGAGUGAUGGAUCACUUUAGCAAGGGUUGAGAUGUAACUGGGGAAGCGCGUGCCUCAGCCGCGGUGAUAGCAAGAGAACGAUGCAGGUGGCCGGAUAUCUCAAAGACACACUUAUUUAGAGGACUUUAAAUAAAGCUACUACUUUAACUACA